AUGGACCGAUUUUUAAAAAAAAAAACAGAGCACUUAAAACGGAAGCAUGCUACUGCACUUAUUAUUCCUGCUUCUACAGCAGACGAUCCAGAUUCCGAAUUGCAUUCUAUUGAGCCUAUUAAUAACUUAUCGAAUUUUCAAUCUUCUUCAACAAAUUCUAAUCCACAAACUGAAUCUUCAACUUUAAAUCAAACUUUAACUAAACGCUCGCGUCAACUUAAAUUAUACGGCACAACAAAAAAUAAUGAACUAACUGUAGCAGAAAAUAAUGAAAUUGACAAAUGUCUAGUAAAAAUGAUUACCGCCGAUUAUCAACCCUUGUCAAUAGUUGAAAAUGUUGGCUUUUUAGAAUUUACAAAAAAAUUACAACCAUUAUACACACCUCCGAGUAGAAAAUUAUUGACUACCAAACUGUUGCCUGAUCAAUAUAAUGUAAUUUAUUUAAAACUAAAAUAUAUGUUGGAAAACGUUAACGAUGUAUCAAUCACUACGGAUAUGUGGACAUCAGAUUCCACUAGGUCGUACAUAACUGUAACUUGCCAUUUUAUAUUUAACGAUUGUUUGUAUUCGCCAGUUCUUGCGACUGAAGAAGUUAAAGAAAGUCAUACCGGGGAAAACAUUGCUUCGGCACUUUCAAACAUAUUUAAUGAGUGGAAUAUUUCAAAUAAAAUUGUAACUAUAGUUUCGGAUAAUGGUGCAAAUAUAAAACAUGCUAUAAAUAAUCACCUCCUAAAAUAUCACCACCCUUGUGUAGCACAUACUUUGAAUUUAAGUGUGAAUGAAUCUAUUAAUCAAAAUACAGAGUUUCUCAGGGUGCUAAAAAUAUGUCGAGCUAUAGUGGGUCAUUUUAAACAUAGUAAUCUUGCAACAGAAAAAUUAAAAGAAUUUCAAAAACAAAUGGGUCUUCCCGAGUUGAAAGUGAAACAAGACGUUAGCACUCGGUGGAACUCAACUUUAAAUAUGAUAGAAAGGCUCAUCCAAAUUAAAAAUCCUUUAUCUGCAGCAAUUUCAUCGCUUCGACGAGCUCCAAAUUGCUUAACUUCAAAUGAAUGGGAUAUAAUAACAGACUGUGCCCCAAUUUUAAAACCUUUCGAAAGUUUGACGAUAGAAUUAUCUGGAGAAAAAUACCCAACUUUAUCUUUGGUAAUACCGCUUGUGAGAGGCCUUCAAUAUACGGUUAGAAAAGUAAGACCAGAAACUGAUGCCGGUAUUUUACUACAAAGUAGUUUAUUAGAUAGUGUUUCGAGGCGUUUAGGAUCUUUAGAAAAAAAUAAAAUUGUUUCAAAAUCAACUUUAUUAGAUCCUAAAUUAAAAAAAACUGCAUUUGGAUUGGAAGAUAAUGCCAACAAUGCUCAGCAAUGGUUAGUCGACGAGCUUACAUCAAUUAUUUCUAUUAAUAAUGGCGCAAAUGAUAAUAACAUUGGAAAUAUAAACGAAACACCAACUUCGUUAACUUCAACAGGGUGCUCUUAUUCUUUAUGGGAUCAUUUUGAUCAAAAAGUGACAGAAGUUAGAAGUGUCAUAUGUCCAAAUGUUUCUGCAACAUUAAUGAUGCGUCAGUACUUAGAGUUACCCCAUUUGCCUCGAGAAAAAAAUAGUUUGGAUUUUUGGAAACAGCACAAGAUGAUAUUGCCCGAAUUAUACAAACUUCAACAAAAAUAUCUUUGUAUACCGGCGACUUCAGUUCCUUCCGAGCGGGUACUAACCAACAUAAAAAAUGAUAUAAAUACAGGUAAAAAUAUAUGUAUGAAAGACAAAUAUUUGUUACUUGUUUCAUUGCCAUCCGUUCAUAAUCAUCCAGUAGAAACAUCUCUUUUAAACUUGCCCAUUGAUAAAUCUGUGUUGCAAGAAAUAUCACGGAUUAAAAUUGAACAGUGGAAAAAAUCUCAACCAAACGACAAUUUUUACUUCCAACCAUACAGUGAAGUAGAUGGAGUUGUUACACCAUUAAUGUUUUGUCAACAAACAGAAUGGCAAAAAUAUUUAUUAGAUCUAUAUGGCAGUGUAUGCUUUCUGGAUGCAACUUAUAAAACCACAAAAUAUGCUCUUCCUUUAUUUGUCCUAGUAAUGAAAACCAAUGUCAACUAUUGUGUUGUAGCAUUUUUUUGUAUACAGUACAAAGAUUCAAAAUCUAUUGAAGAAGCAUUAAAAGUAAUUAAAUCUUGGAAUUGUACAUGGUUUCCUCAAUAUUUUGUAACAAAUUAUUGUGAAGCAGAGUAUAAUGCAAUUACCAAAAUAUUCAAUUGUCCAAGUUAUAUAUGUGAUUUUCAUGAGAACAAGCUUGGUUAUGAUGGACAAAUAAGCUAG
Molecule: messenger RNA, 2307 nt
Organism: Melanaphis sacchari
Lineage: Eukaryota; Metazoa; Arthropoda; Insecta; Hemiptera; Aphididae
Product: zinc finger BED domain-containing protein 1-like
Exons: 4
Coding region: 1-2307 (768 amino acids)
Molecular function (GO): protein dimerization activity
Source: RefSeq, a predicted model, not a curated record